AUGACUCUCCAAGAGGUUUUACAGUAUCUGUCGGCGUUGUCCGGAAAAUGGUGCUGUUUGAUGAACAAAGGAACCCUACAAUGGCACGAGUUGCUGCGGAAACAUUCGCCGAUACCCUACGAAAACGUCAAAGUCGUGGGCCAGUGCGACGACGACGUGCUGAUCUUCGUAUCUGCUGAUGAUAAGGCGGUGUGGACUUCUCUUGGAUUAGUAACGAAACGAUACCUUAGCGACGAUGCGGUGAACGCCGUCACUUCUAGAGCAGAAUCAUACUUCCGAAAAGGCGAUUACACAGCCGGCUUACAAUACAUGAUCGAUUCGUACACAACUCUUUUGAAGGGCGAUCCACUAGACUUGAACAGC
Molecule: messenger RNA, 363 nt
Organism: Ostertagia ostertagi
Lineage: Eukaryota; Metazoa; Nematoda; Chromadorea; Rhabditida; Trichostrongylidae
Source: the annotation of a GenBank genome assembly